AAUGUAACAGAACACAAUUCGUGUCUUGACACCGACUAGCUUUACUAUAUAAACCAUUCGGCCCCCAUUUUUUUUGUGUGCAUCCAACAACAUACUUUGUUUUCCAGAAAAUUCAAUUACGGACUUACGGUGAUGGCGUUACGGAGUGUAAUUUCCCGGCGGUUGACGAAGAUGAGUUGGUGCGGGACGCGAUCGGUGUCGACGUGGUGGCGAAACGUUGAGCCGGCUCCCAAAGAUCCAAUACUCGGCGUCACUGAAGCAUUUUUGGCAGAUCCUAGUCCUGAUAAAGUCAAUGUUGGAGUUGGAGCUUACCGUGACGAUAACGGAAAGCCGGUAGUUCUGGAGUGUGUUAGGGAAGCUGAACGUAGAAUUGCUGGCAAUCUCAACAUGGAGUAUCUUCCAAUGGGGGGAAGUGUGGAUAUGAUUGAUAAAACACUGAAGCUUGCCUAUGGGGAGAAUUCUGACUUGAUUAAAGGUAAAAGGAUUGCAGCAGUUCAAGCGCUUUCCGGAACUGGUGCAUGCCGUGUUUUUGCAGAGUUCCAGAAACGGUUUUCUCCUGAUUCCCAAAUCUACAUUCCAGUCCCUACAUGGUCCAAUCAUCACAACAUUUGGAGAGAUGCACAUGUCCCACAAAGGACUUUCCAUUAUUAUCAUCCAGAAACCAAAGGGCUGGAUUUUGCUUCCCUGAUGGAUGAUGUAAAGAAUGCGCCCAGUGGAUCGUUCUUUCUGCUUCAUGCCUGUGCACAUAAUCCUACUGGAGUGGAUCCUACAGAGGAACAAUGGAAAGAGAUCUCAUACCAGUUCAAGGUCAAAGGACAUUUUGCUUUCUUCGACAUGGCAUAUCAAGGUUUUGCUAGCGGUGACCCAGAGAAAGAUGCAAAAUCUAUUCGAAUUUUUCUCGAGGAUGGCCAUCUAAUUGGAUGUUCCCAGUCAUAUGCAAAAAAUAUGGGCCUUUAUGGUCAGAGAGUUGGCUGUCUCAGUUUGGUGUGCGAGGAUGAAAAGCAAGCAGUGGCUGUGAAGAGUCAGCUGCAACAGAUUGGUAGGCCUAUGUACAGUAAUCCUCCUGUUCAUGGUGCACUACUUGUUUCUACUAUUCUUGGCGAACCAGACUUGAAGGAAUUGUGGCUCAAGGAAGUUAAGGGCAUGGCCGACCGCAUCAUUGGAAUGAGAACUUCUCUGCGAGAAAAUCUUGAAAAUUUGGGCUCACCAUUGUCAUGGGAGCACAUAACAAACCAGAUUGGCAUGUUUUGCUACAGUGGGAUGACACCUGAACAAGUUGACCGUCUGACUAAUGAUUUCCAUAUAUAUAUGACCCGUAAUGGUCGUAUAAGUAUGGCAGGUGUUACUACAGGCAAUGUUGGAUACCUGGCCAAUGCUAUCCAUGAGGUCACGAAACCAACAUAGAUUCUUGUAGCAAACAUUUUAGCCACAGAAAAUAAUAUAGCAGGCGGCCACAGCCAUUAAAGGUUACCUAUAUGGUGAGAUUUUUUUAUUUAUCUUUACUCUCUCCCCUCUCUCUCUCAGCUGAAGUGCUGAACUAGUCGAGGCUUAUGUGCCCAUCAAACUUUGAUGUAACUAAUAAAUUACAUGUUGUAGUUAGUGGGGAAAUCAUAGAUUUGUUAUCCAUCCUUUGAAUUGGUUGUAUGAGAUUGUCACUGGAGCUGUAUGGUGACACUAAGACAUUUAGUCCUGUGAUGCGCAUUCAACUGAUAGAUGUUAACAAAGUCACCAAUCAUAUUUUCAUUUUGUUUA
Molecule: messenger RNA, 1752 nt
Organism: Daucus carota subsp. sativus
Lineage: Eukaryota; Viridiplantae; Streptophyta; Magnoliopsida; Apiales; Apiaceae
Product: aspartate aminotransferase, mitochondrial
Exons: 10
Coding region: 133-1404 (423 amino acids)
Biological process (GO): biosynthetic process; amino acid metabolic process
Cellular component (GO): mitochondrion
Molecular function (GO): pyridoxal phosphate binding; L-aspartate:2-oxoglutarate transaminase activity
Source: RefSeq, a predicted model, not a curated record